Zingiber officinale is the source of this 1565-nucleotide messenger RNA. Its product is annotated as dof zinc finger protein DOF2.4-like. The transcript is spliced from 2 exons. Bases 262 to 1362 code for a protein of 366 amino acids. The record is from RefSeq and is a predicted model, not a curated record. Lineage: Eukaryota; Viridiplantae; Streptophyta; Magnoliopsida; Zingiberales; Zingiberaceae. Gene Ontology annotation, biological process: regulation of DNA-templated transcription. Gene Ontology annotation, molecular function: DNA binding; DNA-binding transcription factor activity.
UUUCAAUAUUCCUAACAGUACUAACUCUCCUGGUAUGCAUAUAUUCACUGAGAUCCUUACAGGCUAAGAAAGAAACCCUACAAUAUGUAAUAUAAAAGGUGCAACUAAAGCGACGAUCAUCGAUCUUAAUUUCUCCCUCUCUACCCUCCACCUCCGGCCUCCGGGGGGGAAUUUCUUGCUUCCCACCAUCUUCAUCUUUCGUCUUCAAAAGGAAAGAAAAACUUAUUGGAAAGAAAGAAAGAAGAAGAAGAAGAAGCAAACAUGGUUUUUCCCUCAGUUCCGGUGUAUCUUGAUCCACACAACUGGAAUCAGCCGCAACAAUCUUUUCCGAUUCCAGUAGCCGGAGGCGGAGGAGCCGGUAGCGGCGAGGUUGCUCCACUCAUCCACCGGCUAGCCGCGGUGACAAGACCACCGGACGCCGCCGGCAUGGCCGCCUCCUCUGCCGCUCCGGGCACUGCAGGAAGACCGAUCUCCAUGUCGGAGCGGGCCAGGCUGGCGAAGAUCCCGCAACCGGAGCAGCCGCUCAAGUGCCCGCGCUGCGAUUCUCCUAACACCAAGUUCUGCUACUACAACAACUACUCGCUUUCGCAGCCGCGCCACUUCUGCAAGACCUGCCGCCGCUACUGGACCCGCGGCGGCGCCCUCCGCAGCGUCCCCGUCGGCGGCGGAUUCCGCCGCAACAAGCGGAACAAUAAGUCCGCGGGUGGGAGCUCCUCCAAGUCGACCGCGGACCGCCAGGCCGGCGUCGGCGCGUCGUCCUCGUCCUCCACCGCCACAGGCGGUGGUACCGCCGGCGGCGGCAUCUCUCCUGGCAUACCCCAAACCGGCCAGUUCCCUUUCCUGGCCUCCAUGCCCGCCACUUUGGCCGACUACGGGGCCGCUAAUAAUCUCGCCUUGAACUUCGGGAUUCUGACGAUGGAUCCCGCGGCGGCGGAGUAUCAGGUGGGGGGCAACUCGGGCAUCGGACUGGAACAGUGGCGGCUGCAUCAGAUCCAGCAGUUCCCCUUCUUGGGAGGAGCCUUAAUGGAGCCACCGGUGCAAUCGGUCAUGUCCGGUCUGUAUCAUUUCUCCGGAGACGCUAGACAGGUUGUCGACGCAAAGGCUGUCUCAGGCUCUUCACUGAUCACGCAACUUUCGUCGGUGAAGAUGGAAGAUCACAGCGACCGGUUAGGGCUCAACUUGCCAAGGCAAUAUUUAGGCCUCUCAGGAAACGGUCAAUACAAUAAUUGGACUGGCAGUGGCGCCGGCGGGGAAGACGGCGGCGCUACUAGCGGUAGCAGUUGGGCUAUGACGGAUCUCUCCGUCUUCAACUCAUCCUCCUCGGGUAACAACGUCUUGUCAAGUCACGAGAAUCUUGUUUAAUUAUGGUCUCAUGUCUUCCCUUCACUUCAAGAAGAGUAGCCAAUUAAUGGUAGCUAGGUCAGUUUUUAUCUCAUCUUGGAUCCAUAUAUAUAUAGGAAUUAAUUGUGUUUGUUGUUUUAUUUCGUAUAUUUUUCCUAAAUUGAUCAUGUUUCAAUGUGAUAGAUCAAUUAAUUAAGUUCAUGACCUCAUGAAGGUUUGUGUUA